AUGCCGAAGAAGAAAAAGCAAAAGACAAAACACUCGACCGCGGGAGAGCUCAGCCAAGCCGAGAUAUGGGACGAUUCAGCGCUGAUUCGGUCUUGGAACGACGCUGUCGCAGAGUACGAGUAUUACCACAGCAUUCACGCACGCGGCGAAGACGUGGAAGAGAUCCUGCGCAAGGCCGAGAUGGGCGAAUUUGACGACCAGGACGAACAUGGCGACACCGCCGUCGACUCUGGAAGACAGGUAUCUGGGGAGUGGCGACCUGUUCAUCCAGAAGCACCGGCCAAGGCUGUGGCCGCCGCCGAGAAUGAAAAUACCGAUGCUGUUCCUGAUGUCAGGGCUGAGAGUGAUGGGGCGAAUGGCGUGGUUGGCGUGAGCUCGUAUCACAGUGACGGUGCCCAAGCAGGAGAUCAGCACAGUCUCGAGGAGAAACGAAAGGAGGCCAUGGACCAAUUCAAAUCCAUUGUAGGCGAGCCAGAAGGACAGCAAGAGAAUCCGAGACAACCGUCAACAACUACCACCACUACUCCGGCUUUAGGACCCAACUUGCCGCCGGCCACCGAAAUUGCAAAUGGACAAGUUCCAGCAACCACAACCAAUCCCUCACAAGAGCAAACGCUCGAAAACAUCAAGAUGGCAUAUUAUUGGGCCGGGUACUACUCUGGGCUGUAUGAUGGCCAACGGCAAGCCCAGGCUCUUGCUGAGACUCAGCGCGGAGGCCAGACGCAAUAA
Molecule: messenger RNA, 729 nt
Organism: Cladophialophora bantiana CBS 173.52
Lineage: Eukaryota; Fungi; Ascomycota; Eurotiomycetes; Chaetothyriales; Herpotrichiellaceae
Exons: 4
Coding region: 1-729 (242 amino acids)
Source: RefSeq, a predicted model, not a curated record